Molecule: messenger RNA, 758 nt
Organism: Onthophagus taurus
Lineage: Eukaryota; Metazoa; Arthropoda; Insecta; Coleoptera; Scarabaeidae
Product: phosphatidylethanolamine-binding protein homolog F40A3.3
Source: RefSeq, a predicted model, not a curated record
AUCCACCGGCGUACUUUGUAUUAUAUAUUAUACGAGCAGUGUGGCGAUAGCAAAGACAGCCAGUAACAGCGAUAACCGGAAAGAUAUUCUAGCAUGUUUGCACUUAGACGACCGGCAUUUGUAAGACAUUUUUCUGCACUAGUUAAAAACAUGGAAAAGUUGGAAGUUGUCCCCGAUGUUAUCGAUCAAGUUCCCAAGGAAGUCUGCAAGGUUAGCUAUCCAAGUGGUGUCAAGGUUGAUCUUGGGAACAUUUUGACGCCGACUCAAGUUAAAGACAUUCCAAACGUGGAAUGGACAGCCGAUGAUAGCGCUUUAUACACCGUUUGCAUGACGGAUCCGGAUGCUCCAAGUCGCAAAGAACCGAAAUUUCGCGAAUGGCAUCAUUGGUUAGUGGGAAACGUUCCCGGAGCUAACAUUUCUAAAGGAGAGACUUUAUCUCAAUACGUCGGAUCUGGACCGCCUCAAGGAACCGGAUUACACCGUUACGUUUUUUUGAUUUACAAACAAAAUGGAAAAUUAAAUUUCGAUGAACAGAGACUUACAAACACUUCAGGAGAUAAUAGAGGAUGCUUUUCAAUCAAAAAAUUUGCCGAAAAAUAUCAAUUGGGUCAACCUGUCGCUGGUAAUUUUUAUCAAGCCGAAUGGGACGAUUACGUUCCUAUUUUGUACAAACAAUUGGGCGGAUAAAUAUUAAAAAAUAAAACUUUGUAAUAUUAUAGCAUGAUAUUACUGAAAUACAUUUUUGUUAAGUAAUCUUA